Messenger RNA from Parastagonospora nodorum SN15, 2036 nucleotides. RefSeq lists its product as hypothetical. Gene Ontology annotation, cellular component: nucleolus. Gene Ontology annotation, biological process: ribosomal large subunit biogenesis. The transcript has 3 exons. The record is from RefSeq and is a predicted model, not a curated record. Gene Ontology annotation, molecular function: RNA binding; GTP binding; GTPase activity. The coding region runs from base 1 to 1893 and encodes 630 amino acids. Lineage: Eukaryota; Fungi; Ascomycota; Dothideomycetes; Pleosporales; Phaeosphaeriaceae.
AUGAAGACUCAGUGGAAAGAUAUCCCCGCGGUGCCGACGAGCCAGGAGUUUCUGGAUAUUGUGCUGUCCCGAACAAUUCGAGCUUUUUACACCCGAAAAGUCAAGUACACCGCCGAAACCUUCACCGAGCGCCUCUCCACCACUAUCGAGGCCUUCCCUCGCCUUGCAGAUAUCCAUCCGUUCCAUCGUGAUCUGCUGAACACGCUCUACGAUGCGGAUCACUUCAGGAUUGCUCUUGGUCAGCUCUCCACAGCAAAGUCGCUGAUCGAGACAGUCGCCCGUGAUUACGUGCGUCUGCUCAAGUAUGGACAGUCUCUGUUCCAGUGCAAGCAGCUGAAGAGGGCUGCGCUUGGUCGCAUGGCCACUAUCUGCAAAAGGUUGAAAGACCCGCUUGUCUACCUUGAGCAGGUCAGGCAACAUUUGGGUCGUCUGCCCUCCAUCGACCCCAACACCCGCACAUUGGUCAUUGCUGGCUUCCCCAAUGUGGGCAAGUCGUCUUUCCUCAAGUCCAUCUCCCGCGCAGAUGUUGAGGUGCAGCCAUAUGCGUUCACAACCAAGAGUUUGUACGUCGGACAUUUCGACUACAAGAUGCUGCGAUUCCAGGCAGUCGACACUCCCGGUAUUCUCGACCACGCUCUCGAGGAGAUGAACACCAUUGAGCAUCAGUCUAUCUGUGCUAUUGCUCAUCUUCGCGCCCACAUUCUGUACUUCAUGGACCUUAGCGAGCAGUGUGGUUACUCUGUCGCUUCUCAAAUCGCCCUCUUCAACAACAUCAAGCCUCUAUUCGCGAACAAGCUCAUCUCCAUCGUCAUCAACAAGAUCGACCUGAUGCGCCCGGAUCAGCUCGACGCAGAGACUCAGGAGCAACUUCAGGGUAUGCUCAAGUCUGGUGAGGUUGAGAUCCUCGAGUUGUCCUGCAACACAAUGGAGGGCGUCAUGGCAGUUCGCAACUCUGUCUGCGACCGCCUGAUCGCAGCCCGUAAUGCCGAGAAGCUCAAGGCUGGCACCAGCAGCUCUGGCGAGCCUACUGGCCGUCUGGGCGAUCUCCUCCGCAGGAUCCACGUCGCUGUACCUCUGGGCGGUGUCACUCGUGAGACUUCCAUCCCGGAGGCAGUCUUGAACAGGAAGAAGUACGACAAGGACGAUCCCGACCGACCAAUGUUGGAGCGCGAUCUGGAAGAGCAAGAAGGUGGUGCGGGUGUGUACAACAUCGACUUGCGCAAGAACUAUCUGCUCGAGAACGACGAGUGGAAGCAUGACCGCAUUCCUGAGGUGUUCAAGGGCCAGAACGUCUACGACUUUAUUGACCCAGAGAUCGAGGAGAAGCUCGCAGCACUCGAGGCUGAAGAGGAGAAGCUCGAGGCGGAGGGCUUCUAUGAGUCAGAGGAGGAACUGGAGGACGCUGAGGAGGCGGACAUCCGUUACAAGGCGGAGUUGAUCCGUGAGAAGAGGCAGCUCAUCCGCAACGAAGCUAAGAUGCGCAAGAGUCUGAAGAACAGGGCUGUCAUUCCCAGGUCCGCAAAGGCAGUCAAGUCGUCACAGAUGGAGUCCCACCUGCAAAGUCUUGGUUACGACACCUCCAAGGUGGCCGAGAGGGCGCAGAGCCAGAACCGUGGACGUAGUCUGGUUCGCAACGAUGCUAUGGAUAUUGACAGGCCUUUGACCGCAUCUGAGCGGGCGAAGAGCCGUGGCCGAAGCGCAAGCACCAACAGGAGGAACGAUGGUAUCACGAAUGAGGCCGCUGCUACCAAGGCCGAGAAGCUGCAGAAGCUGUCGCAGAAGAAGAUGAACAGGAUGGCCAGACAAGGUGAAGCCGACAGGCAUUCGACUGGUUCUUUGAUCAAGCAUUUGACGGCAGGAAAACGUGGUAUUGGAAAGACCAACAGCAGAUAAGCAAAGGUCUAGUAAUGUCUCUCUGUUCAACUCUUCAUCGCUUGGUGUUGCAGGCAAAAGAAUCAUGGAUGGCGUUUUAAGGUGCAUUAGAUACCAGAUCGCAGCCUGUUUGCGAUCAAGGCAAUCAAGAUCAUAUUCUCUAA